AAUAUGGAGAUGAAAGGCUUUAGAUCUUCAUCACCUUUCCCCUAUCCUCUAAUGGCGACCUCCGUUAUAGCUCUUCUGGUCUUGAGCUCAAACAUCAAGAAUUGCUUGGCGACCAACACCAGCUACAUCAAAUCUAGCUGUGCAUCCACUAGGUACGCCAAAUUGUGUUACAGUUCUCUCUCUGCCUACGCAAGCACUGUUGGAACAAACCACACCAAACUGGCUAUAGUAGCCCUGAAUGUAAGCCUGAGCGCCACCCAGAACACAUCGGCCUUGGUUACAGAGAUGUCAAACAGACAUGGGAUGAUGAUCAACGAGACGAAUGCCAUUAAAGAUUGUGUCUAUGAGGUUGGAGAUGCAAUAUGUGAGCUGCAGCAAUCUCUUGAGGAGAUGAAGGUUCUUGGGGGUUCUGAUUUUGAGUACAAGAAAAAUAGCAUAGAGACUUGGGUGAGUGCUGCUCUGACAGACGAUGAAACCUACUUGGAUGGAAUGGAUGGGUAUAAUAAGACUGGAAAGGUGGAAAAGAGUAUUAGAAAGAGUGUUAAAAAUACUGCGAGGUUGACUAGUAAUGCUCUUGAAAUCGUUGACUGCCUCACCCAGGACUGAUACAAGUCCUAGUCGGAAGGGCACAUACCCUAGCUCUACAAGAUCCUGAUGACCAAAUUUGGUAAUUAAUACUUUCUGUGGGGAUAUUUUCAUUUAUCAUUGUUUCUUUCUGUAUAGUGCAGAUCUACAUAAUGCAUAUUCCAAUCAAUUUGAUAAGAAUGUGUACCUUUGGA
This is a messenger RNA of Macadamia integrifolia, 779 nucleotides long. RefSeq names its product 21 kDa protein-like. Gene Ontology annotation, molecular function: enzyme inhibitor activity. NCBI's taxonomy places the organism in Eukaryota, Viridiplantae, Streptophyta, Magnoliopsida, Proteales, Proteaceae. Gene Ontology annotation, biological process: negative regulation of catalytic activity. The coding region runs from base 4 to 606 and encodes 200 amino acids. The record is from RefSeq and is a predicted model, not a curated record. The transcript has a single exon.